AUGGUCCGCGAUGUAUUUGAGCCCAGUAAUAUUGCCAAUUUGGUUGGCACAAUGGGCGUGGGACAUGUCCGUUAUCCAACAGCAGGUUCAUUUGCACAUGCGGAAGCCCAGCCGUUCUAUGUUAACAGUCCGUACGGUAUUGUACUUGCACACAAUGGAAAUACCGUGAAUCAAGACCAACUUCGGACCAUGCUGGAUUCUGAAGCCCAUCGUCACGUCAACACAGAUUCGGACUCGGAGUUGUUGCUCAAUUUAUUUGCGCAUCACUUGCAGCGUACUGGCAAGUUCCGCAUUAAUGAAGACGAUAUAUUUACAGCUCUGCAAGCGAUGAUGAAGGAAGCUGUGGGUGCAUAUACGUGCGUUGCAACACUAGCUGGUUUCGGUAUCAUUGCAUUCCGAGACCCGCAUGGAAUCCGUCCAUUGGGUAUGUGUAAGCGCAAAUCGCAGACGCCGCAGAGCGAAGGUCACGGCUAUGAUUAUUGCUUUGCUAGCGAAAGCGUUGUGGCUGAUUCGCUUGGGUACGAGGACUUUGAAGAUAUAAACCCGGGAGAGGCUGUCAUUGUGACCCCUAAGAAUGUGACUCGUCGCAAGCUUGUAACGAUGCCCGCCCCUAAUACAUUUACGCCAGACAUUUUCGAAUAUGUAUACUUUGCACGCCCGGACAGUGUUAUUGAUGGCGUAAGCGUGUACCGUAGUCGCAUGGCGAUGGGUGACAGUCUUGCUAAACAGGUCGAAGCAGAGCUUCUCGCUAAAGGUGAGCGUAUCGAUGUGGUCAUCCCCGUGCCGGACACAUCUCGUGUCGCCGCUCUGCAACUGGCUCAGACACUGCAAAUCCCAUACCGCGAAGGAUUUGUCAAGAAUCGUUACAUUGGACGGACCUUCAUAAUGCCAGGUCAAAGCUCGCGCCGUAAAAAUGUGCGUCGCAAGCUGAAUGCCAUGGCGCUUGAGUUCUCUGGGAAGAGCGUCUUGCUUGUCGAUGACAGUAUUGUUCGAGGCACAACAUCGCGGGAGAUCAUUCAAAUGGCUCGUGAUGUCGGAGCGAAAAAAGUAUUUAUGGCUAGUUGUGCGCCUCCAAUCCGCCAUUCAAAUGUGUAUGGCAUUGACAUGCCCAGUCGCAGUGAGUUAGUUGCACAUGACCGAUCCGUCGAGGAAAUUGCCAAGACGAUUCAAGCUGAUGCUGUGAUUUACCAGUCUUUGGAGCAACUGGUUGAGGCUGUGCGAUCAUUGAACCCUGCGAUUACCAAGUUUGAUUGUUCUAUUUUCAAUGGCGAGUAUGUAACGGGGGGUGUCGACGAAGCCUAUCUUAGCACGCUCGAAAAGGCGCGAGCCGACCACGAGCAGGCAAAGAAGGCAGCGCAACAGCUGAUGACAACGAGCCAGUCCACAUCGGAAAGUGUCCUAAGUUGUAGUGGACCCAUGAAUGGUGCUGGGGACAUUGCUCUUCACAAUGGACGCACGCGUUAA
Messenger RNA from Malassezia globosa CBS 7966, 1464 nucleotides. RefSeq lists its product as uncharacterized. Lineage: Eukaryota; Fungi; Basidiomycota; Malasseziomycetes; Malasseziales; Malasseziaceae. The transcript has a single exon. Gene Ontology annotation, biological process: purine nucleotide biosynthetic process; purine nucleobase biosynthetic process. Bases 1 to 1464 code for a protein of 487 amino acids. Gene Ontology annotation, molecular function: amidophosphoribosyltransferase activity. Gene Ontology annotation, cellular component: cytoplasm. The record is from RefSeq and is a predicted model, not a curated record.